AUGUCAAAGAGUGCUUCCGACCUAGCCUCCACUUCUGCCACAAGUUCAGACUCACCCCAUGAGAUGGGGUCCAAGACUAGCAGAGGCGGUGUGCACCAAGCACGCACCAAGCCGACUCCUUCCCGAGAGCAGCAGGAGGAAAGGGUCAAUUCCACAAAGCAGGCUGAUGAGACAGUCGAGGUAUACUCUGACGGCAACCUUGUUGGUACUGUCUCUCGUCGAGUCCUGGUGCGCUUUUCGAAAGCGGCAAGCGUCGCCUUUCCUAAGCCUGCUGGGAAAGAAACCGGCAAGCAUGCGAACGAAAAGCUCCCAGAUGCUGAUCCAACUUUAUGGUCAACCGCAUAUGUCAAGAAGGCUGCUAAUGAAAAGGACACUACUAAAAUCCGACUCGUCCUGGAAAAUGUGCAGCGCCAGCCAAGCGAGGAAGCGUUGAGACAAGUACUGCGCUGGAUGGUGAUCAACAAGGAUGUUCAUGGCAAUGAAGAGUUUCUCCCAUUCUUUACCGACACUGCUGCUGACUUGCCGCUGUCAGUCUUGCUGGAUCUAUAUGGCGCAACACUUGCUUUCCAUCUUCGUCCUGCUCCUCAUGCGCUUCGCGAGCACCUGAGUAAGGUCAUCCUGCAUACUAAACCGUCUACAAACAACAUCGAAACCGUCCACAAUCGAGUCCCGACCAAUGAGGGCCUGCACAAGUGGAUGAUUACGGCUUACUACAGGUGGUGCGAAGAUGGAGAUCUGAGUGACGACGAGAUCCAGGUCAUCCAAGAUUACGUGUACGAGAAUUCCGAUCUCACCAAUCUCUUCCUCGACGUAGAAGAGACACGCAGGCAGCGCAAGGAAGAGCACAAGGAACGCAAUGCUGCCAAGACGAAGGCCCGUGCCAAGGCUGCGAAGGACUUGCAAGACGGUUGGAAGGCUAUGGCGGCUGGAGGAUCGGUUGAUGAGUCUAGCAAGAGCUCUCCUGUCGUGGCUGCUGGCAAUGGUAAAGGAGUCGAUGACAAGCAUGUGCCCGGGGCUUCAAGCCGUUACCAUGAGGCUUGUGUGGGACGUUACCAUGAGGCUUGCGUGGGACAUUGA
Messenger RNA from Recurvomyces mirabilis, 1077 nucleotides. RefSeq lists its product as uncharacterized. The record is from RefSeq and is a predicted model, not a curated record. Lineage: Eukaryota; Fungi; Ascomycota; Dothideomycetes; Mycosphaerellales; Teratosphaeriaceae. The transcript has a single exon. The coding region runs from base 1 to 1077 and encodes 358 amino acids.